Messenger RNA from Polistes canadensis, 4313 nucleotides. RefSeq names its product CD63 antigen-like. The transcript has 6 exons. Lineage: Eukaryota; Metazoa; Arthropoda; Insecta; Hymenoptera; Vespidae. The record is from RefSeq and is a predicted model, not a curated record. Bases 293 to 1111 code for a protein of 272 amino acids. Gene Ontology annotation, cellular component: membrane.
AUACAUAAUUCUAGGCGACACUUCGUAACGAACGUUCGAAGGGGUAGUACCAUUCGAUUCUCAUUCGUAUAAGAUCGUCGAUAUAAUUCAAAGAAAUUUUCAUAAAUUUUUAAGUGUAAAAUUAAUUCAUUCGUAUUAUCUGAUAUCGAUAUAAACAAAUAAUUAAGGUGAAACGAGAUAGAAUAACGAAAACAGAUAAUAAAUAUAUAUAUAUAUAUAAAUUCAUAUUAAUAUUUUCAUAUUUUUCGCGCCUAAUUGAAAAUAGAGAGUGAGAUUAUAAGUGAAGGAAAAAAUGGUGUCCGGUACUAUGGCUUGCGUGAAAUACCUGCUAUUCCUUUUCAACUUGAUAUUCGCGAUAAGCGGUAUCGUCUUCAUCUCCGUAGGCGCAGUAAUUCUGGUAGUUUAUCGCGGUUACAACAAUUUCGUCGACAGCUGGUUCUUCGCUGCACCUAUCUUGAUGAUAAUAGUUGGCAUUAUAGUUUCUCUGGUGUCUUUCUUCGGUUGUUGCGGCGCAGUAAAAGAAAAUCAUUGCAUGUUGAUAACUUACUCGGUCUUCUUGAUGAUCAUUUUCGCACUCGAAUUGGGUGCAGGUAUCUCAGGAUAUGUAAUGCGAAGCGAAGUAGAUUCGAUGUUGCAUAAUCGUUUGAAUGAAACAUUUUACCAAUACUCAAGCGAUGAGAGCAUUCGCAAAUCUUGGGAUGUAAUGCAAUACGACUUACAAUGCUGUGGUAUAAAAAGUCCAGCGGAUUGGUCCAACAAUGGUUACAUAGAUAACGAUGUACCGAAUUCUUGUUGUAAAGAAAUUUCAACCGAAGAAAAAUGUGAUUCUAAUUCGAUUUAUUCCAAUGCCGAUGGUUGUAUGCCCAAAUUAGAAAAGACCAUUAAAUACAAUUCUUUGGCUUUGGCAUCCGUCGGUGUAGGGAUCGCUCUUACUCAGUUGAUCGGAGUAACCUUUGCGUGCUGUUUGGCUCGCUCGAUUCGUCGCGAGUAUGAGACUGUCCGAGCCAUGGAUAAUAACACGAUUCGAAAAAUGGCAUAUAACAUAAUUAUUGACCGGCACAAAUUAUUUCAAUAUAUGCUAAGAGCUUUAUGUAAAAUGUGUAAACUUUAAUCGAAUGAUCAUCCAUCGUUUAUAUUAGCUUAUUAGCAAGACUAUAUUUUAAUAGUGUUCACUCGUGCCAAUCUUUUCGAGUUCGAAUAUUAUUUUUAACAAAAGGAGAAGAAGAAGAAGAAGAAGAAGAAAGAGAAAAAAAAAACGGAACAAUUUUUAAUUAAUUAUAAAAAUUUUCUAAGAAGUUUUUUUUUUAAUAAGUCUCUUGUGGCUAAGCAAAUAUUCGUUUUAAGUUAAUAGCGUUGACGAUGUUAAACGAUGACAAGAUAUAUAUCGUCAUCUAUUAUUAUUAUUAUUAUUAUUUUUUUUUUUUUUUUAUUUUUCUUUUUUUUAGUUCUUCUUUCAAUCAUCAAAAAAUAUAAUUCUAAAUUUAAAAAGCGCGGUAAAGCGAGACAGACGCAAUUUAUGUUAAAAAACAAAAGCAUCUCUUAUUUCUGUAUAUUCGUAUGAAUAUAUAUUAUAAUACACGUCUGUGUAGAUUAUUUAUUAGGGCUUCAUUGUAAUAAUGCUAGUCUUAUUUGGAUUUCAUUGUUUAUUAAGCAUUGAUGAUUAUAUAAGUACUCGAGAAAACUGUACAGUUUCAAAUGUGUCUGUGAUUUUGAAAAUCAUGAUUAUUAAGCAAAUUAUUUCUUGAUACAUUAAGUUUGUUUUAAUACGAACGAACGACGAUUUCUUUUUUUUUUUAUGUUUUUUUUUCUUUUAGAUUAACAGGCAUAUAUCAUGCCCCAGCCCCCCUCCUCUUUGUCUACACGAAUAUUAAACAAGUAUAAUAGAUUUUAGGGCGAAUAUUCAUAUAUUGAUAUACCGUUUGAUAUACGGUCAAAUAUAUAUGCGUAAACACUACAGUUGUGUAAGAAUUAAUAUUUAUCUAUUAUUAAGAGAUGUUCUGUUGUUUAUUACGGUGUAAAGUUUAUGUAGUGUUAUAAUUAUAAUUAAUAGCCAUAUAUAUAUAUAUAUAUUUAUAGAAUAUACAGGGUGUCCCGUAACAGAUGAUACGAACGAGCCGUGAAUGAUUCUGCGAGAAAAAUUAAAUUGAAAAUGUAGAAUCGAAUUUUACGUGUAUGAGGCUUUAUUUUGGAGAGAACAAAUGAAUUUGAAAAUUUGUUUAAUACGUAUGCACUUGAAUGAGCUUGCAAGCUUGGAAAUUAAGAAACUUGUUUGAUCAGCAUAAAACUAGAACCAAUAUUAGAAAUAUCAUCAUAUGACGAAAUAUCGUCAUUGAACAAAUUCUUUUUUGAUGGAUGGGGGAUUUUCAAUUUAGCUUUUUAUAUACUCAUUCCUUAUUCGCAAUUGUAUCAACAGUUAUAGGAUACCUUGUAUAUUACAACAUCAGAUUCAAAUCAUUAUUUUAUCUUUAAUACUUUGUAGAGAGAACACACAUACACACACACACAUAUAUAUAUGUAUGAAGAAUUAAUUAACGAAAAAUAUUUUCUACAUAGUGCAGGUAAAAUGAUACAGAACAAAGUCAAUGCCAAUUAUGUUAAUUGUUAUAAAGCGAAAGGUCUGACAACUUUGGACAAUGCUGGUAAUACAAAUUUCGCUUAAAAUUACGUUUUUCAUCAAUGGAAUGUUUGCUUUUUAUAUGUUACCGCUUAAUCGAUAUGCAAUGCACUUAUGUUAAUCAAUUAAUGUAUCUCUAAAAAAAGAAAAUCUAGUGACGUAAUAUUUUUACUUACAGCGAAACCACAGCGCACUGAUCUGCCAUCAGUUAAGGGACAUUUUUCAUAAUAUUGUUCAUCAUACAUUGGCAGAAAAUAUCUUUCUAUUUCCAUUGCGAAUAUGACCCAUUUUUAUUAUCGUGCUUUAAACAAAACCAAAAAACAAACAAAAAUGUAUAGCAAAGAGGAAUGAUGUUUUAAAACAAUACAUUUAUUAUACGCGUAAAAAUAUACGUAGGAGAGAACAUAUAUAUAUAUAUAUAUCUCUUGAAAAGAUUUUUAAUCGUCGAAGUACUAUUUUCUGAUUUCUCUUUUUUAUGAAAUAAUUUUCUAAAAAAAAAAAAAAAAAAAGAAUAGGAUGAUUUACUGCCACUACAUGCCAAAAAUGCCAAAAUGAGCAUAGCGACUAUAAAAGAACGAAACAAAAAAAUACAAUCUUACUCUCAUUUUCUUUUUAUGUAGAAUACUAUGAGAUCAUCGUAAUGGAACAAAAAAAAAAAGUAAAAUAAUAAAAAAAAAUAUAAAAAGAUAAAUUAUAAAAAGCGUUUGAAAAAAAAGAAAUAAGAAAGAAAAGAGACAAUGAUAAUUAAUGCAAUUUUAAAUGUGCCAUGUGUUUCGCAGCUAUGAUAUAAAAAUAAUAAUUGAAAGAAACAAAAAGAAAAAAAAAGAAAAGAAAGAAAAAAAGAAAUUUUUGUCAUCUACGUAAAAUAUGUCUUCGCUCCUUAUAGAAGCAUAGUUAUUCUUCAACAUCCUAUCGUAAAUGUGAGCUACUUAAUCAUAGUACUCGCGAUAACUUAACUACCAUCAUUCCUCUUUAAUUUAUUAUAUUACGUGAAAAGAAACAAUGAGCUAUUUUUGCCUAAUCUUCCCUCCAAACGGUGCAGCGUGGAUCGAUGAUUAUCUGAGAUUUACUUGCAGAAAAAAAACAAGCUUGUGUUCUAAUAUUCAUUAUUAUGCAAAAUAGCUUAUUGAUUCUACUGUAUUUAAAUACGAAUCAUUUAAAAUACGACAUACAUUCUAUGUGUGUCUCUUCUCGAUAAGUAAAAGAAAGGAAUUCUUUUUUUUUUCUUUUUUUUUUAAAUAAUUUAUUUAUUUAAAUAUAGUUAUUAUCAAAUGUUGCAGCAGUCUUUACUUGUACCAAACACGUAAUGAUAUCGUAUUUAUUCUAUAAAUGUGCGUACUUUUAUUCGUAAACGAUAAAGUAUAGUAAGGUAUAUAUAUAUAUAUGUAUACCUCAUAUAUAUGUAUAAAAAACAAUAUGUAUAUACAUAUAAGCAAUGCAUAUGCAAUAUUUCCUCCUUCGUAUCAAUGCUUAACGCGCAAAUGAACAAGCAUCUAUGUAUCUUGGUAUUUUUAAGAAAAUUUCAAUGAAAUAUUAAAUGAUUAUUAACAUUUUUUUCCAAUUUAUCAAUAAUAAAAUCCUUCGUGUCAUUAAAUAUUCAAAUAUUCUGUACCACAUGUUCUAUGCCGUUAGGAUUGUAUUAUUGAAAAAAAAAAAAGAGAAGACUUAAAAAUGUUAUCCUUAAUAUGCAUUCUUAUAU